CAGGUGCGCCUUGCAGACAGAGAUGCGCGUUAUGGAGCGCACUUUCCGAGAGCAGCUUUUCUUUCUGGUGUUGUGUCUGUCUGUCCUCAAGGGAGACUCCAGAUAUAUUGAAAACAACGAGAUUUCAAAAGAUGAAUUAUAUUCAUUUUUCAACUCGGAACUCAAGAGAGAAAUGCCUGAGGAAUUAAUGUACCGCCGACCUCUACGUUGUCUGGACAUGGUUGCAGUGGAGGGUCAGUUCACCUUCACUGCAGAGCGUCCUCAGCUCAGCUGCGCUGUUUUCUUCAUGGCAGAGCCCAACGAAGUGAUCAGUGUGGAUUAUGACAAUGUUGACAUCGACUGCAGGGGCGGGGACUUCAUCACGGUGUUUGACGGCUGGGUGAUGAAAGGAGAGAAGUUCCCCAGCUCCCAGGAUCACCCGCUGCCUGUGUUCGAGCGCUAUGUGGAUUACUGUGACUCAGGAUCUGUUAGGAAAAGCGUUCGCUCCUCUCAGAACGUGGCCAUGAUCUUCUUCCGCAUUCACAACGCCGGCAGCAGCUUCACCCUGACAGUCAGGAAACACAUCAAUCCUUUCCCCUGUAAUGUCAUCUCCCAGUCACCAGAAGGCAGUUACACAAUGGUGAUCCCGCAGCAGCACAGGAACUGCAGCUUCUCCAUCAUAUAUCCAGUGGCGAUUGACGUCUCCGAGUUCAGCCUGGGACACUACAACAAGUUCCCCAAGAGGUCCAUGCCCGGCUGUGCAGAAUCAGGGGAUUUUGUGCAGUUGCUGGGUGGAAGCGGCAUCGACACGUCGAAGCUGCUGCCCAUCACAGACCUCUGCAUCUCCUUCACUGGACCCACCCACAUGAAGAUCGGCUGCGACAACACGGUGGUCAGGAUGGUGUCCAGCGGGAAGUUUGUCAGCCGAGUGUCCUUCAGCUACAGGGUACUGGACAGCCAGGAACUGCAGACCAUCAAACUCAACAAUGUGGAGGAUUUCUGUUUCAAUAACUGAUCUCAUCAUCAAGUGACAAAUGUAUCAUUUAACUGCAAACAUUAUCUUAUUAAUAAAACAAGAGAUCCACCUGGUUAGUCGUUCUGAUUGGACCAAAUGUCUUAAAUCCAAAGACAUUAACAUUAAAGUGAAUUUAAAUGAAGAUAAACAGACACAAUACUAUUGUUUUACAGACGCUGGACUUUCAAUUUGUUUUUUAUUCUUGUUCUUUUUAAAUACAUUAAAAUCUUAAUGAAAUGUCCUUUUGUGUUUGGUGGAACUGUUUUUGUUUUCAUUCUUGCUUUGUGUACAAUAUGUGUAUUUAUCAAGACUUAUGAUAUUGUUAUUAUGAUUCAUGGAAAGGAAAUGAAUGUUACUUCUGUUCAUUUCUUCUGGGUCAUAUCCUGCCACAGAUGACAUAGAGGGCAAUAGGUUAAGUGUUCAGUAUAAUAAAUACAAGUGUCUAUUGCCAUUAUACACUUACAUUUGUAUAAAAUCUUUUUGUAAUAAAAUUAUACUGCAUGAU
Messenger RNA from Cottoperca gobio, 1499 nucleotides. RefSeq names its product corticotropin releasing hormone binding protein (gene crhbp). The transcript has 7 exons. Gene Ontology annotation, molecular function: corticotropin-releasing hormone binding. Lineage: Eukaryota; Metazoa; Chordata; Actinopteri; Perciformes; Bovichtidae. The coding region runs from base 23 to 994 and encodes 323 amino acids. Gene Ontology annotation, biological process: negative regulation of corticotropin secretion; negative regulation of corticotropin-releasing hormone receptor activity; hormone-mediated signaling pathway. The record is from RefSeq and is a predicted model, not a curated record.